AAAAUCACUCUCUCGGCGGAAAAUGUCUUCAAGACCCCCCUUCGGCAUUGUCAAGCCGUCCAAACCAACAGGCAACCCUUCAAGCGGCUCCUCCGAGUUGGAUUCGACCGCCCAGCCACCACAAGAGCGCGGAACGGAUCUUCAAAGAGCAUCGUCGGGCUCUGACGUCCAUGGCCACCCUUCUCCCGGAUCACAGAGCCAUAACUUAACUUCUGCUCAGUCCGGAGGCCGCAAUGCUCAUAAGGAUCUUCACGAGCGCCAUGUCCAUCCUUCACAAGGAUAUCAACGUCAUGGAUCCAAGGCUCCAGCUCAUGGCCACCCUUCAAGCCAAGGAGCACGAAGGUCCCAACUCAAGUUGUCAAACUUCCCGAAACUUCUGGCCAACCUUAUGCAGGAUACAAAAGCCACGCAAGAUUUUAAUUCAAAAUACCACAGCGAUUUCAAAAAAUCAAAAAAUUCGCUGAUCACAGGGGAAUCUAUCUUCAAAUUUUCCCAUGGAAUAAUUAAUUUCUUCUUCGGGAGGACAUCUGCCAGUUGUGCAUCCAAUCAGGACACGCUACAACCGACUGCUUCCACUAUGUCGGACGGAGAGCCCGAAGAGGACAAGGUGAAGCUCUGUGGAAACCGCCUGGAAGUCGGAGUCACCGACAAUCUGGCCGGCACUCAGCGCCGCAAGGAACAACAACAGCUGCAAGGCGCUCAAGCCAAGAAGCAGCAGGCCCCACAGCGCGUUGUCAACCGCAAGGCCAACCAUCAAAAAUUAUCCAGGAAGCGUCGCUAUGCUCCGUACAAGGAUGAUGUCAUUGGAGCGCAUGGAUUCUUCAAUAAUAUGCGGUGAUCACCUCCACUCAUAUCUGUUGUCAAAUUGUAACCAUUUAUUGUUGUUGUUAUUCGGCCAUCCUUAACCCCUUUUAAGUGAUGAACUUGUUGUUAUCUCCCCUCAGGCCAUCCUUAACUGUAUGUUAUCGAGUUCCCAUCCUUUCGUUUCUACUUGUCUCACUCAACUUUCCUUUCAUUGCCCUCAAUUGCCCUCAAAACCUGUUGGAUUGUACACUCACUCCCACCCUGGGUGCAGUUGUAUCAAAAAUAAAAGUGUUUACACUUU
This is a messenger RNA of Caenorhabditis elegans, 1105 nucleotides long. RefSeq names its product SRP40_C domain-containing protein (gene C27C7.1). The record is from RefSeq and is marked reviewed. The transcript has 5 exons. Bases 23 to 838 code for a protein of 271 amino acids. NCBI's taxonomy places the organism in Eukaryota, Metazoa, Nematoda, Chromadorea, Rhabditida, Rhabditidae.